AUGACGACAGCGCCAACUAGUCACACCCGACCCGGAGUUUCACACGCACGACUCAAAGCCAAGGCAGACGCCGUCAAGCUGUACGACGCUGGGGAAGGUCGCUGGGGGACGGACGAGACCACGUUCGUCCGUAUCCUUUUCUCCAGUCCGCGUGAGCACCUCGUGCUGGUGAACGACAUCUACAAGAAGAAGUACGUGAGUGACCUCGAGGAGGCUGUGCGAGGCGAGUUCAGCGGCUACGCGACCGAGGCGCUCGUGUUCUACGUCCGCCUGGCACUGGAGCCGGACAUGGCGAUUGCCAUCCACUUCGAGCGCAUGAUGAAAGGCCUUGGUACGGACGAGAAGGGUCUGAGCGCGGCCGUGAUCCGAUACCACUGGAUGCAGCCUCGUGUUGAGCAGCUGUACGAGAAGCUGUAUGGACGUUCACUCGAGGAGCGGAUCCGCACCGACACGGACGCCAACUACGGGGACCUCCUGGUCACAUUACUGCAUAUCCCGACUGAUGACGACGAAAGCAGCAGCGAGAAUGAAUAA
Messenger RNA from Phytophthora nicotianae INRA-310, 534 nucleotides. RefSeq lists its product as hypothetical. The transcript is spliced from 3 exons. The coding region runs from base 1 to 534 and encodes 177 amino acids. Lineage: Eukaryota; Oomycota; Peronosporomycetes; Peronosporales; Peronosporaceae. Gene Ontology annotation, cellular component: cytoplasm. Gene Ontology annotation, molecular function: calcium-dependent phospholipid binding; calcium ion binding. The record is from RefSeq and is a predicted model, not a curated record.